GCACAUGCGCAGUCCUCACGUACACUCCGCCAUUGACGGACCCACGAUCAGGAGGAAAGGGUCAGAGAAGCACUUCGAGAAACAGCCGCUGCACGUUUCCACUGGCUUUAAUCUCAACUUUGGCUUGAGCAACCAUUUCCAGUACUAGAUCUACUCUCGUCUGAUUUCCUGUGGAUGAAUUUGGUUGACAACCCUAUUUGACGACGCUAUUAAGGAAGGUGUAUUUAUUUUUGACCAGGUUCUAGAAGUAACGGAGCCCCUCAGCUAGCGGCUGCAAUAACGAGGCUAUAGCAGGCUAGCUAGCGACCUGGCUAGCUGCACACGAGCUGAGCGCUGCUCGGUGGAGGGGAGGGGGGGGGCGGUGUGCCUACAGUGUCGUUUGAUGGAUCCGAGAAUCGCCUGGUUUCAACCAGAACAGCGUGGACCAGCUAACAACCUGUGGAUGCAGAUUUGGGAGACGACACAAGGACUCGGGUACUUGCAUGUAAAUAACAGCUUCGGAUCUCUGAGCACGCCGAGCUUGAAAGCGACCGUCAACGGGGCGUCGGGAGCCGUCAUCACCAGCAGAAACGGGGCACCCGACUCAAACACCGGUAGCGGGGAAGCUAGGACUCAGGGGAUGUCGACCUCAAUGGGGGACGGAGAAUUAACGCAACAACGGGACUUUAUACCACUGGAAACCAAUAGCAACCACAACAACCGAGCCUCUGGCAGGGGCGGUGUCGGUGGAGGGGGGCAGCAGCAGCAGGGCAGCGGGGUCGCCGUGCUGUGGAGGGGGCUGACGGACGGACACCCCAACAAAAGGAAAAGAGACAACAAAGCUAGCACUUUCGGAUUCAAUGCCUGCCUCUUGAACAGCGGCAGCGGCUUGAACACAGGAGGCUAUGACGGCUACACUGGCACGCCAUGGAAAGUCAGGAACUACUCUGAAGGAAUCAUAGGGUUGCAUGAGGAGGUCAGUGACUUCUACGAAUACAUCUCCCCACGGCCCGAGGAGGAGAAGAUGAGGCUUGAGGUGGUGGACAGAAUAAAGGGAGUCAUCCACGACCUGUGGCCCAGCGCUGAGGUUCAAGUCUUUGGGAGUUUCAGCACCGGUCUUUAUCUCCCAACAAGCGACAUUGACCUGGUCGUGUUUGGGAAGUGGGAGACCCUCCCGCUAUGGACGCUGGAGGAGGCUCUCCGGAAGAGGAAUGUUGCAGAUGAGAACUCCAUUAAAGUUUUGGACAAAGCCACGGUUCCCAUCAUCAAACUGACGGACUCCUUCACUGAGGUCAAGGUGGACAUCAGCUUUAACGUGAAGAGUGGGGUUAAAGCCGCACGACUCAUCAAGGAAUUCAAAGAGAAAUAUCCUGUACUGCCUUACCUGGUCCUGGUGCUGAAGCAGUUCCUACUGCAAAGGGACCUCAAUGAAGUUUUUACUGGUGGAAUCGGCUCCUACAGCCUAUUUCUCAUGGCUGUCAGCUUCCUGCAGCUUCACUACAGGGAGGAUGUUUGCAGUCCCAACAUCAACAUCGGGGUUCUCCUCAUUGAAUUCUUCGAGCUCUACGGCCGACAAUUCAACUACCUGAAAACAGGUAUCAGGAUAAAAGAUGGCGGUUGCUACGUUGCCAAAGACGAGGUGCAGAAGAACAUGAUGGAUGGCUACAGGCCCUCCAUGCUCUACAUUGAGGACCCUCUGCAGCCAGACAAUGAUGUUGGUCGGAGUUCAUACGGUGCCAUGCAGGUGAAGCAGGCAUUCGACUACGCCUAUGUGGUGCUCAGCCACGCCGUGUCACCCAUCGCCAAGUAUUACCCCAAUAAUGAGACGGAGAGUAUACUUGGGCGAAUAAUUCGGGUAACGCAGGAAGUGGAUGAAUACAGAGAAUGGAUCCGAAAGAACUGGGGGAACCCAUCACAGAAUGAAUUGCCACUCAACAGAAAUGAUGUCACGCUGUUUGAGUCCCAGCAGCUUGAUGAGUGCAACAACAACGUCCCAGAUGAUGAUGAGGACGACGAAGACGAUGUUGUGGUUCUGCCGUCGGCUCCCCAUAGCAAAACCUCAUCCAACUCCUCCUCUCCCUCACCUUCACUGUGCUCCUCUCCCUCCUCUUCCCCACUGUCGCCUUCGUCCACAUCCUCAGCUUCCAGCUCCAGCGAUGCGGAUUCUGAUGGCACUCCGUGUAAGACAGCUAAGCAGCUGCCUGUCCGGGGCUCCAGCACCCACAGAGAAAAGUCUGCUACUGUCAAUAAUCACAGAACACAGAACCACAAAACCAGCACUCCUUCUUCUGGAAACAACAAAGGAGGAAAGGCUAGGACGCCACGCUCCCACCAAAAGAGCGGCCACCACGGGCAGCAGAGCUCUUCCUCCAGCACCAAAAGUCAUCAGAGCAACAAGCCACACCACCAGGGCAACAGCAAGAAGAGGAAAAAUGUGCGGGACUCUACACAAGACGACCUAUGCAGAUAGGGGUUACUUCGCCUGCCCCCCCCACCCCACCCCACGUCCCCGUCCUUGUCUGCAACUGACUGACUGUCCUGUCCCACUUUUGUUGCCAGACUCCAGCCUCAGGAGGUUGAUAGAAGUAUUAAAACAUCUGCUGUGUCUGUCUCUCUGUCAAGCUUUUUGGGGUGACAAGCAACAAUUUUGAGAAGAAAAAAAGAACAAAAAAAGAAUUGUUAUAGAAAAUGGGGUUUAAUUUCUUGGACUUGAACUGAAAUCACAAAGGAGAAAUGCACAUUUGCUUCCUUAAGGCCUCUUUUUAUGGAGCAGUUUUUCCUUCCCACAGCCAGCACCUACACAUGGCUUUUGCGCCUCCUGCUGUACAGGAAUAGACAGGUCGCUGUCUGGAAACGACUCUGGAGCAAUACCUGGAACUGCUGGCUGGAAAAUAGGAACAAAAUGUUAAAAAAAAAAAAAAAAGAAGGAAUGGC
This is a messenger RNA of Notolabrus celidotus (New Zealand spotty), 2913 nucleotides long. RefSeq names its product terminal nucleotidyltransferase 4B (gene tent4b). Gene Ontology annotation, cellular component: nucleolus; TRAMP complex. The coding region runs from base 383 to 2449 and encodes 688 amino acids. The transcript is spliced from 12 exons. Lineage: Eukaryota; Metazoa; Chordata; Actinopteri; Labriformes; Labridae. Gene Ontology annotation, molecular function: mRNA binding; poly(A) RNA polymerase activity. Gene Ontology annotation, biological process: RNA 3'-end processing. The record is from RefSeq and is a predicted model, not a curated record.